Bicyclus anynana (squinting bush brown) is the source of this 4609-nucleotide messenger RNA. Its product is annotated as cytosolic carboxypeptidase 1. The transcript has 25 exons. Gene Ontology annotation, biological process: proteolysis; C-terminal protein deglutamylation; protein side chain deglutamylation. Bases 227 to 3700 code for a protein of 1157 amino acids. Gene Ontology annotation, molecular function: zinc ion binding; metallocarboxypeptidase activity. NCBI's taxonomy places the organism in Eukaryota, Metazoa, Arthropoda, Insecta, Lepidoptera, Nymphalidae. The record is from RefSeq and is a predicted model, not a curated record.
ACGGCGGGAGAAUAGAUUUUAUCAGACGCGCGCCGCCCCCGCGCCGUCUGACAGUUUUUCAGCACUUCCCGAGCGCUGAAGUCUUGUUCAGUCCGUCAGUCGGCCGACGGCCGUCGCGGGGCGCGGAGCUCGCCACAUACAUACCCAACAAGCACAUUGUUUAUUUACAAACUGUCACAAUCAAUCACCAAGGGGACAACACAAAGCAACGCACUCACCAUUCCGCAUGGCGGACGAGGCGGCCGAGGCUCUGUUCGAGCGCCUGCGCCUUCUCCAGCAGCGCGCGCCGGACGCCGCUGAGGUGGCGCGCGCCCUCACUGCCAGGAUCAACGCGCGCCUCUCAUCACACGACAAACAUAUACGUCAAAGCACACUUGAUAAACUAUGGAACAAACAAACGGGAGCUAUACAGAUGCUACUGUCCAUAUUAGAGAACUCAAGAGAUACGCCUACAUUGACUUACAUUACAUCUAUAUUAAGAGAAGCAUUAUGUUUAAAACAAGGAAAAGGAAAAAAAUUUUCAGUAGCAAAUGAAGUGCCAGCUAGCAAGAAGAAGGAUAACAAAAAGACUGGGAAAGAAAAUAAAGUACCGGUAAUUAAAAAGGCGAACAACAUGAUACGGCAGCAAUGUUCGCAGCACUUCGUAUCCAUAAACGGCACUCAGGUGGUGCUCCGUACGCUACUGAGCGUUCACACUAAACGGGACAGCAAUGUCAGCACUGAGUUGAUGAUGCAGGACCUGGUAUGGGUGUUGGCAGCGCUUGCACCUAGAGAUCCAAAAUUCGCAAUGAAAGUAAGGAUGUUAGGAUGUGGGAGAACAAUGCAUCUUAUUUUAAAAGGUCACUACACGGACAAUAAGUUAAUAUUUCCUUUACUGGUUAUAUUGAAACAACUUGCAAAAAAUAGUGUAACAACUUCUAUUUUAAUACGAGAUGGAGCAAUAGCGACGUAUGAAAGAGUUUUAGUCAGUCUUGGAUUCAUCCCCACUGCACGACUUCGCCUUUGUCUCGACGCUAUCGACUACUUUAGCAAAAACAAGGUAUGCUGCAUGCAGAUCGUGAAGACAGGCCUUUGUAGCGUGCUGAUACGGGUGUUCGACCGGUGGGAUCGCUACGAAGGGCGCAUGAGACUAAAGAUUUGCGCACACAUCCUUCAGACUAUGCAACACCUCUGCAAUAUAAAAGCGGGACGUCGUGCUCUGUGUGUUAAAAAGCACGUACAAAUACUUCAUAGAUUUUGUGCUCAGUGUCCAGAUGAAGUAGAAUUCGAUGGUCUCUUAGCACGAGUAUGCUCCGUCAUCACUUUGUGCCUAAAGCAUCAAGCCUUGCCGGUGCCUUCUUGCAGUCCAACUUCAUUCAACCUCAACCCUAUAUUGAAAGGCACAAAUACAAUAUGGCCAUGUCAUGAUGAUGAUGAUGAUGGAGCAAACUCAGAUACAAAGACAAUUAAUUCAGACAUUGAAGAUGAUGGUCCUGAAAGUGAUAUUGAGGGCGCCGAUGAAUUUCCUGACUAUGAAUUUGAUAAUGAAACUGAAAUAAAAAAUGAAGAUAUGGAGAAAUCUCAAAUUAACAACAGCGGUGAAAGCUUACAAAGUUCUCUAUGGAUCAACCCUAAUGAGAGAGAUAUAGAAGACUUAAAAAAAUAUUAUAUUUAUUUUAAAGAAUUUGGAACCUAUAAUAAACAAGUUAGGUUGGUAAAAAGUCGAUCCAAUUCGCGCGGUUCCAUACUAGAAGAUUUUUUAUUUGUCCCACAAACAAGAGAAAAUCGCAAUCAACCAUCUCAAUCGGCGCUCUCCCUUGCUGGAGGUGUAGGAAAUACGGAUUAUGACGCCGUUUUAGGGUUAUCACAUUCAUUCUCCCAAGGAUACCAUAAAAUACAUGAAAGCACAUCUUCACCAUCUUGCUCUUCGCUCAAAAUUCACAAAGACAUUACGAAAUACGGCAAUUUUUCGUCAGCCUAUUCCACAAUUGCUUCAAGGGUCAAAAGUAUUAUACCUUUUGUAAAGGUAGCUUAUCCGGAUAUAAGUGGAGGGCAAGGUUCUAAUCAACCCGAGCCUCUAAAUAAGAUGGAGAGAACUGCUUGCAGGAACAAGCUGCUAUCGUGCGUAGAAAGAGCAAUAAAUCCAGAAUCGUAUAUGAACGAAGUUGUUUAUGAUUUAGAUACACUAUGCGCUUCUAAUACGACUGCAGAUUCUAUAUCACAGAGAAGUUUUAGCACAGAUAAUUUAUUACUUAACAAUAUCGAUGAACAAGAAAUUACAAAAAUGAACACUUUUGCGUCCAAACUGAGUUUUGAAUCGAGAUUUGAGUCGGGAAACCUUAGAAAAGCCAUUCAGGUAGGUCUCAGAGAAUACGAACUAAUACUCAUGCCCGAUGUGAAUUCUACAAAAAGACAUCAAUGGUUCUAUUUCGAAGUGCGCCACAUGCAACAGGGCCGCCCGUAUGUGUUCAACAUUGUGAAUUGUGAGAAAUCAGAUAGCCAGUUCAACUUUGGCAUGAAGCCUGUAAUGUAUUCUGUGAAGGAAGCUGUUCUCGGAAGACCAGGCUGGGUGAGAGCUGGGUCAGACAUCUGCUACUACCGCAACAGUUACCACUACGCCGGUCAGAAGAACAACAAAUGCUACCUAACAGUCACAUUCAACAUCGAGUUUCCUCACUCCAACGACGUGUGCUAUCUGGCCUAUCAUUUCCCAUUCACUUAUUCGAUGAUGAUGACGAGGAUUUGGCAGUGGAGCACCCAGAUGCCGCCGGGCGCCUACCUCCGUGCCGAGCCUCUUUGCUACUCGCUCAACAACAAUGAAGUUCCGUUGCUCACCAUAUCAGCAGAAGAUACACCGGCAAACCCUAUAGUUGACAGAGAGAUAAUAUUCCUCACGGCGCGCGUGCACCCUGGCGAGAGCAACGCGUCGUGGGUGAUGGACGGCACGCUGCGCUGCCUACUGGGCGACACGCAGCACGCUGCGGCGCUGCGGGCCAAGUACGUGUUCAAGAUCGUGCCCAUGCUCAACGUGGAGGGAGUCAUCAAUGGCUGCCAUCGCUGCGGCUUAACUAAUGAAGAUUUAAAUCGACGGUGGUGCAAGCCGAGUCCCGUUUUGCAUCCUUCUAUUUACCAUACCAAGGGCUUAAUAGAGUACCUAGUACGAGUUUGGAAGAAACCCCCGUUAGUGUACUGCGACUACCACGGCCACUCGCGCAAGAAAAACGUGUUCUUUUAUGGAUGCGCCGGCGCUGAGAGCUGGUGCAGCAACGACCGACUGGUGCCCGACGAACCUGUUAAAUACCUUAUGCUGCCCGCCCUCAUGCACCGGAUAUCGCCCGCGUUCGCGCUCGGCUCGUGUUCGUUCCGCGUGGAGCGCGAACGCGAGAGCACCGCUCGCGUCACAGUGUGGCGUCACCUCGGCGUCACCAGAUCCUACACUAUGGAAGCGUCCUUCUGCGGUUUUGAUCGGGGACCCUUUAAGGGGUUCCAUCUGAACACUCAACACCUCCAGAGCGUGGGCAGUGACUUCUGCGAGGCGCUCAACGGUCUCGGAGAUAACGCCAACGGGGUCGACAUCCAGCUCACUAAGGACCUUAACGGAAAUAUCGUUGAAGUUCAUUUAACCGGUGCAGUGGAAAACAGUGAGAUAACAGUGGACAGCGAAGCGGGCUCCGGAUCAGACAGCGUGUUGAAAACUGACUCCGAUGAGGAUUUCGACUAGAACCACCACGUUGUCGUAGAAUAAGCGUUCACUAGCGAUUACUUAUUAAAUCAGCUUUAAAAACAUCAAUUAAAUUAAACGGCCUUAAUUAAACUGUUAAGGUGUACGCACACGGCGAAUCGCGUCGCAAGCAUUGCAACGGAUACGUCGCUGGCUACCUACAACGAUUUUUAUCGUCCUUCAGAGGAUAAAAAUCGUACCCGUUUGACAUAACUAGCCAAAGUUCUAGUCCAAUCUGAACACGAGGCCUAUGUGGCAGUAUAUAAAUAUUUAUCUCAUCGUCACUAUUAAACCUGCGCAAGUUCGGCGUGUUGCAACUUCAGAACGGAAUAGGAGUUUGUCUAACUCUACGUAGAUGCAUUUCCUACAUUGCAACUUGUUAGUUUAAAGAAAAAAAAAGAAAGACAAUGAUUAUUAAUGAGUCCUCAGAGUAUGCAAUGCAUUUUAAAUCUAUAAAGUGCACGUCACUUUGAGUACCAUCCUUCAGGUAAAAAUGCAUACACACUGGUCGAAAACAGAACCUUCAUUUUUUAAAGUCAGUUAAAAAUAUUCAAGUAGGCUUAUUACUCACAUUCAAUUAAUGGCCGAAGUCCUGAGGCGUAUUUGCUAAGAAAUAUAUGUAUUAAUUGCGACGCGUUUUUGUCACCGUGUGUGGUCACCUUUAUUCUUUAUUCUUAACUGCCAUUAACGUAAGUGCUAUAAAUUUAAUAGUGAUUAAAUAAUCUGUUCUAAUAUUUUCAUAGUAAUAAUUACAUUUUUUUAUACUUACAAUUUACACAAGGGUUGCACUGAAUAUGUUUUGAAAAUUGAUCGUAUGUCUGUGAUUGUUUUACGAUUUUGUUUGUUGUGAUAUUAAAAUUAAUUUUGUGUCUUGUGAUCUCAGUAACUAAUAUAAAUUAUGUAAAUCUA